CAUACUCACACUCCAGUCUCGUGGGGGGCGGUAAUGCGCCUUCUUUUGCAGAAGAAGGAGAAGGACUUCGCAUCGCGUCACCACACCACGCGCGCCUCGGCUUUCUUCUGAGGUGAGAAGCGGUUCACGGUAAACAAACUUCAUACAGUUACAGAGUUCGCUCGUUACAGCCGUUCUUCACCGGGUCGUUCGUGUGGUACACUGCUAUAUGUGUGUGUGUGUGCUUCUCAGUGUCUGACUGAUGAAUGAAUGAACGCUGGAGUGUUUUCAUCUCCUGAAGAUCACACAAAGAUCAUGAAUGAAGCAGAAGCAGAGUCCUACUGGAUCACGCAGGAGGUCAUCGAAGAACAGAUAGACCUGAUGGAAGAGAUCAAUGAGAUGGAAGAAGUGAUUGAAGAAGGGAAGAAACAUCAUGACAUCGAAACUGAUGAAACAUCUUUGAGUCCCUCGUGGGAACCAAGACCCGAAAUAUGUUUCAUUUGCCCUCAGUGUGGAGAGAUUUUCACAUGUGAAGAAAGUCUUAAUCUUCACACAAAAUUUGAAAGUGGAAUGAAGCCUUACGCAUGUGAUCACUGUGGGAAGAAGUUCAGAAAUAAACGAUACCUGAAUAAACACAAGACAACCCACACUGACGAGAAGCCACACUCAUGUGAUCAGUGCGGGAAGAAGUUCAGACGAAAAGAAAGCUUGAAUGAACACAUGAAAAUCCACACCGGAGAGAAACCGCACUUGUGUGAUCACUGCGGGAAGAAGUUCACACGAAAAGAGAGCUUGAAUGAUCACAUAAAGAUCCACACAGGAGAAAACCUGCACACCUGUGAACAGUGCGGGAAGAGUUUCAGGAAGUCCAGGGCUUUCAAAUUUCAUCUGCUUCAUCAUUCUAGAGACAGGAUCUAUAACUGUGACCAGUGCAGUAAAAGUUUUUUUAGUCCAGAUAACCUGAGGCACCACAUAAAAACCCAUAGAGAGGAGAGGCCUUACGUGUGUUAUUUGUGUGCAAAGAGCUUUAAAUAUAUGGAUUGUUUUAAAAAACACCAGAAAAGACACAGCGGUGUGAAGGAUCAUACUUGCUCUGAGUGCGGAAAGACUUUCUUUACACUUUCUGCACUGAAACAGCACCAGACCGUUCACACCGGAGAAAAACCUUACCAGUGUUCACACUGUGACAAGAGAUUCCGUAUUUUAAAAGACCUGAAAAGACAUGGGAGUGUCCACUCUAGAUAGAGUCAUAUCACCCCCAGUCCUGUGAAGAGUUUCACCUGAGUAUCUACUCAGUCAUACGAAGAAGACAUGUUCAGAUCUGGUGCUCUCAGGAGUCUUUGUAGCAACCUUGCGUGUGUGUGUGUGUGUGCAUGGCUUCAGGAGAGCAACCCCUUCAUUUGUGUUGUAACACUAAUGAGCGGAUGGUAUUCAACCAUCUGUCCCAUAUUAAUGAAUCCUCUAUCACAUUCUGCACUCAAAGACCAGAACGUGAGUUAAAAAAACAAAAAAAACAAGGACCUUCGUUUUACAGCAUCUUUCAACAUAACUCACCACCCUGGGCGCCGCCACGGCGGCAACAUCCUGGCGUCGAUGAGAAUUAUAACACCUCGGAGACUGUCCAGAGAUAUCUGCGCGAGUCUCAAAGGAAAGACAAACACCCACCCUUUUCACUCACAGCGCGAUCACACACAUACACAAACAGGCAUGAGCAUUUUUGGCUAGCACAUGGGGCUUUUUCGAUAAAACUACCUCUAAAUGUAUUUUAAUGUCUCCUUUUAUGUGCUCAAAUGUAGUUAUGUGGCAUAGUGGAAUAGAUAAAUACUGUGUGUUUAAUCAAACUUUAUAUGCAUGUAGUUAGGAACAACUCUUAUCUCUGUAUACCUGAUUUGCAAAAUCAUAGUUUUUGGUGUCUGUAUAAUUGUAAAAACCCCACUGUAACGAAUCUUGUCGGAAAAUUUACCAAAAGAUGCAUUGUUUCAGAGGAGCAAUCUUGCUGAGUAAAAAGGUUUAAUUUUGUCAUCGCCAUAAAUUAGAUCAGUGGGCGGAAAUCAGCAAACAAAGAAUAUUUUUCCCGCCUCAGUUUCUCACACUUCAUUGGUUCAUAUGGAAAGAUAGGUGUAACCUACUUUUCCAUAAAAACAAAGGGAAACCCUUGUUGUUGGCAUUCCGCCAGAGAAAGAGGGGGUUCUCACCUUCGCGACUGGAUUUCUCAAGAAGUUUCUCCGUUUGUUGUUCUUUACUUUUCGUUUCAUUUUAAUUUUUCUUUGUCUUUUGAUAUUUGACUUCGUUCAGUUGUCUUCACUUGGCCAAACGAACUUAAGUCUAAUCAUCAUUUGGCAAAGUUUACAUUGGCGUUAGCCAUCGAGCUCGCGCAUCAUCUGCUCUGGAAAGAACAACGCUGAAGCCGCACCGAUGGACAAUUUGAAAUCAGCUUCACACAAGAGCCAGAUCAAAGCAAGUACUUUCUUAUAUCGCAACUAAAAUUGCUGUUUAAGGUUGUCUAGGCUAUUCCAUUUUUGUACAAUUAUUCAGUGACUUGGGGUCUCUUGCAAAGUUAACUCUUUGAAAAUUGUCACGCUGAGAUUGGUCUUUACUCUUUCUCUCUCUCAUUUCUCUCCCUCUCUAUUUCAUUACUAUUCUCAUUUGUUUAUCUUUUCCUACAUUGUACUAUUCAUUUUGCUAUAUACUAAUAUUUACUCCGUGUGAAUUGUAGUUGUGUACUGUUUAGUCUGUUUUUAUUAAAUACCAUAAUUUGCUUGAA
This is a messenger RNA of Carassius auratus (goldfish), 2743 nucleotides long. RefSeq names its product gastrula zinc finger protein XlCGF8.2DB-like. Lineage: Eukaryota; Metazoa; Chordata; Actinopteri; Cypriniformes; Cyprinidae. Bases 250 to 1224 code for a protein of 324 amino acids. The transcript is spliced from 2 exons. Gene Ontology annotation, biological process: regulation of transcription by RNA polymerase II. Gene Ontology annotation, molecular function: DNA-binding transcription factor activity, RNA polymerase II-specific; RNA polymerase II transcription regulatory region sequence-specific DNA binding. Gene Ontology annotation, cellular component: nucleus. The record is from RefSeq and is a predicted model, not a curated record.